AGUCCCUCCCUCCCUACCUAACACCGUAUUUUCUCACCCUUCUUUUUUCUCUUUCUCACCAAAAAAAUCUCAGAGCUCUUUCUCUCUUCCGCCGGAACAAAUCCGACGAUCGAGAUGGCUCUAUCACACAUAGCUACCUCAUCAUCCCGAUCCAAUCUCCUGAGGCCGCUCACAGCCGCCUUCUCAUGCACCCUUCCUCUCCGCCGUCCGAUCUCAUCGGCGGCAAACGACGACUCCACCACCCUCACCAUCGAGACUUCGGUUCCUUUCACAGCGCACAACAUCGAAGAGCCCUCGCGCUCCGUCGAAACCACGCCGAAAGAGCUACUCACCUUCUUCCGCGACAUGGCUCUGAUGCGCCGCAUGGAGAUCGCUGCCGACUCGCUUUACAAGGCCAAGCUGAUCCGAGGGUUUUGCCAUCUCUACGACGGACAAGAAGCUGUCGCCGUCGGCAUGGAGGCUGCAAUCACCAAAAAGGACGCCAUUAUCACCGCUUACCGUGAUCACUGUAUCUUCCUCGGCCGCGGUGGAACCCUCUUGGAGGUCUUUGCUGAGCUCAUGGGUCGCCAGGCCGGUUGCUCCAGAGGAAAAGGUGGUUCGAUGCAUUUUUACAAAAAAGAGUUUGGCUUUUAUGGCGGUCACGGCAUUGUUGGGGCUCAGGUCCCCCUCGGAUGUGGGUUGGCUUUCGCGCAAAAGUAUUCCAAGGAUGAAGCUGUGUCCUUUGCUUUGUACGGUGAUGGUGCGGCCAAUCAGGGGCAGCUGUUCGAGGCCCUUAAUAUCUCCGCGCUUUGGGAUCUGCCUGCCAUUUUGGUUUGCGAGAACAAUCAUUAUGGAAUGGGUACAGCUGAGUGGAGAGCAGCGAAGAGCCCGGCGUAUUACAAACGUGGGGACUAUGUUCCUGGCUUGAAGGUUGAUGGCAUGGAUGCCCUCGCAGUGAAACAGGCAUGCAAAUUUGCUAAGGAGCAUGCCUUGAAGAACGGACCAAUUAUUCUCGAAAUGGACACUUAUAGGUACCAUGGUCACUCCAUGUCUGAUCCUGGAAGUACCUAUCGUACACGUGACGAGAUCUCUGGUGUGAGACAGGAGCGUGAUCCAAUUGAGAGAAUAAGAAAGUUGAUAUUAUCUCAUGAUCUUGCUACUGAGAAGGAUCUCAAGGAUACUGAGAAGGAAGUAAGAACAAAAGUUGAUGAAGCCAUUGCUAGGGCCAAGGAGAGUCCAAUGCCAGAUACGCAUGAACUCUUCACAAAUAUUUAUGUGAAAGAUGCGGGACUGGAGGUCUUUGGUCCCGAUAGGAAAGAAAUUAGAUCUGUGCUCCCAUGAAUGAAAAUAAAUGGGGGAAUUACCCUAAACUGACCAUUCUUGGCCGCAGUCUCCUAAAUGGACUGCACUCGUCUGCUUGCCGGGAAAGAGAAAAUAAUAAAGCAAUAAGUUUGAGCAAAGAUGGUUUUUUCAUCUGGUUAUCCUUUUGUAUAGGGAUAAUAUUGAUUCUUUUCAAGAAUUGGGGCGGGAGUUGUUUAAUUCCUGCCACCCACUUUUUUUUUUUGGGUAAGCCCAUAACUUUGGUUGAUUGAGGAUGGAAGGCUUUUGAUUCUGAAAUACCUGGCAUGCUUUCUAUAUUAUUUUCGUCUGUCCAUUUUACUAACUUGUUGGUUACCAUGCCACCAGUUUUACUUCGGUUGUAUUUUCUUUAGUGAUUUGCUAAACUCCGUCUUCGCCACUUCAAGAAAUGUUAGUCGAGUUCGAACUUUAUCAGAGCUUGGGGACACGUUUUUGGGUA
Messenger RNA from Humulus lupulus (European hop), 1777 nucleotides. RefSeq names its product pyruvate dehydrogenase E1 component subunit alpha-1, mitochondrial-like. Gene Ontology annotation, molecular function: pyruvate dehydrogenase (acetyl-transferring) activity. The coding region runs from base 115 to 1320 and encodes 401 amino acids. Gene Ontology annotation, cellular component: intracellular membrane-bounded organelle. NCBI's taxonomy places the organism in Eukaryota, Viridiplantae, Streptophyta, Magnoliopsida, Rosales, Cannabaceae. The transcript has 8 exons. Gene Ontology annotation, biological process: pyruvate decarboxylation to acetyl-CoA. The record is from RefSeq and is a predicted model, not a curated record.